GCUGCCACUGACUCAAGACCCCCCCCGCAUCGCACGCUUGGGCUCUUGUCCGUUCAUCCGUGCUUAUCGUUUUUGCUUUGCGUUGGAAUCACCGCCACCAUUUCCCAGCCGGCUGCCAAGAAGGCGCACACCGACGCCGCCAUGAAGUCAUUCAUCGACGUUGCCCCGGAAUCUCACUUUCCCAUCCAAAACCUGCCCUAUGGCGUCUUCUCCCGCUCUGGCGAGGAUGCCCGCCACAUUGGUGUGGCCAUCGGUGAUUACGUGCUUGACCUCAGCGCCGUCAAGGACCUGAUUGAUGGCCCCACCAUCUCCCAGCAUCGUGAUGUCUUUGAUGCUGCUGUCCUGAACCCACUGAUGGCUUUGCCCAAGGCUGCUUGGACUGAAACCCGUGCCUCUCUGCAAAAGAUUUUGUCCAGUGAUGAGGCCGUGCUUCGCGACAAUGCCGAGCUUCGUGCCCGUGCCUUGGUGCCGCAGGCGUCGGUUACCAUGCACCUGCCUGCCUCCAUCGGUGACUACACCGAUUUCUACAGCUCCCGUGAGCACGCUACAAACUUGGGCACCAUGUUCCGCGAUGCCUCCAACCCCCUGCUGCCCAACUGGCUGCACAUUCCCGUCGGUUACCAUGGUCGUGCGUCAAGCGUGAUCGUGUCUGGCCAGGACAUCCGUCGUCCUCGUGGUCAAACCCGCCCCAAGGAUGAUGAGCCCCCGGUCUUCGGUCCCUCGCGACUUCUCGAUUUUGAGCUCGAAAUGGCCUUUUUCGUCGGCCAGGGCAACCCUCUGGGCGAACCCAUCCCCAUUGAAAAGGCUCAGGACCACAUUUUUGGCAUGGUUGUGAUGAACGACUGGAGCGCACGUGACAUCCAAAAGUGGGAAUACGUUCCUCUGGGUCCGUUCCUGGGCAAGAACUUUGGCACCUCCAUCUCCCCUUGGGUGGUCACCAUGGACGCCCUGGCCCCCUUUACCGUGCCCAACCCCGUCCAGGACCCUGUGCCGCUGCCGUACCUGCGCCACGAGGACCCAUAUUCCUUUGACAUCAAUCUCAGCGUGGCCAUCGCUCCUGAAGGCAAGGAAGGCAAGGUCGUCACCAACUCCAACCUGAAGCACAUGUAUUGGACCAUGAAGCAGCAACUUGCCCACCACACGAUCAACGGGUGCAAUGCUCAACCCGGUGAUCUUCUGGGCUCUGGCACCAUCAGCGGCAAGACACCCGAUUCAUACGGCUCCAUGAUUGAGCUGUCCUGGCGUGGCACCAAGGAGAUCGACCUGGGUGAGGGCGAAGUGCGCAAGUUUCUCAAGGAUAACGACACUGUCAUCAUGUCGGGCUUCUGCCAAGGCGAGGGCUUCCGCGUGGGCUUUGGCGAGUGCCGUAGCAAGCUUCUCCCAGCGCUGGAGUAGGUGCGAGAGGCACUGCUUCAGAGAAGGCGCUGCUUUUGUUUGAAUUGAUUUGCAAGCAAG
Molecule: messenger RNA, 1455 nt
Organism: Monosiga brevicollis MX1
Lineage: Eukaryota; Choanoflagellata; Craspedida; Salpingoecidae
Exons: 15
Coding region: 142-1395 (417 amino acids)
Biological process (GO): L-tyrosine catabolic process; homogentisate catabolic process; L-phenylalanine catabolic process
Molecular function (GO): fumarylacetoacetase activity
Source: RefSeq, a predicted model, not a curated record